GAAUUCAGUCAUUUGCAUUUAUCGCUCGGUUUGACUGUGUUUUUGAUUAAUCGCGGGACUUGUUCUGUAUUUUAAUUACUUCGGUGGUCGUAAAAAGGAUUUUUUUUCCAGAGAUUUACGUUUUGCAUCCCGCACCUGUUCCGCCAUGUUCCGUUUGGUAAAAUCCGCCAGCGUUUGCCGGGCGUUCUCGGCCGCCGGUCUCGGUGCGAGAAACUACUCCAUUCCGGCACCGAAGUCCUCGCCGGAAAUCCUCUACACUGGAAUUUUCAUCAACAAUGAGUGGCACAAAAGUUCGAGUGGUAAAACGUUCCCCACGAUCAAUCCGACCAACGAGAAGGUGAUUGCCGAAAUUCAGCAGGGAACGAAGGCGGACAUCGAUCAGGCCGUUGUCGCCGCCCGGGAUGCCUUCCGUCUCGGAUCUCCGUGGCGUCGUAUGGAUGCCUCGAACCGCGGUCGGCUUUUGUACCGCCUAGCUGAUUUGAUGGAACGCGAUCGUGUUUAUCUGGCGAGCUUGGAAACGUUGGACAAUGGUAAGCCUUAUUUCAUGUCGUACAAUGCCGAUGUCCCAAUGGCCAUCAGCAACCUCCGGUACUAUGCCGGCUGGGCCGACAAGAACCACGGCAAGGUGAUCCCAAUGGAUGGGGAAUUCUUCGUGUACACGCGCCACGAACCGGUGGGUGUCUGCGGACAGAUCAUUCCCUGGAACUUCCCCAUCCUGAUGGCGGCCUGGAAGUUCGGACCAGCGCUCGCAACCGGUAACACCAUCAUCCUGAAGCCGGCCGAACAGACUAGUCUGACCGCUCUCUACUUGGCCCAACUGACGAAGGAAGCCGGUUUUCCGCCGGGCGUGGUUAACGUGGUGCCCGGGUACGGCGAUGCCGGUGCAGCCCUCGUUGACCAUCCGGACGUGGACAAGGUGGCGUUCACUGGCUCCACGGAGGUUGGCAAGAAGAUUCAACAGGGCUCCGGACUGGGCAAUCUGAAGCGAACCACCCUCGAGCUGGGCGGCAAGAGCCCGAACAUUAUCCUGUCCGAUUCGGACAUGAAGCACGCCGUAGAGACGUCCCACUUUGGGCUGUUCUUCAACAUGGGCCAGUGCUGCUGUGCCGGAUCGCGCACGUUCAUCGAGGACAAAAUCUACGACGAGUUCGUCGAGCGUAGUGCCGAGCGGGCGAAGAAGCGGACAGUGGGCAAUCCGUUCGAUUUGACCACGGAGCACGGCCCGCAGGUGGAUCGGGAGCAGUACGACAAAAUCCUCGGUCUUAUCGAUACCGGUAAGAAGCAGGGUGCCCGAUUGGUGGCGGGAGGCAGCAAGGUUGACGACAUGCCGGGUUACUUCAUCCAGCCGACGGUGUUCGCUGACGUGCAGGACGAUAUGACCAUCGCGCGGGAGGAGAUUUUUGGCCCCGUCCAGCAGCUGAUCCGCUUCAAGUCGCUCGACGAAGUAAUCGAGCGAGCCAACGCGACCGACUAUGGACUGGCGGCGGCCGUUUUCUCCAAGGACAUCGACAAGGUAAACUACCUGGUGCAGGGACUGCGUGCCGGUACGGUUUGGGUCAACACGUACAACGUGCUGUCGGCACAGGCUCCUUUCGGUGGGUACAAGAUGUCGGGCCAUGGUCGCGAGAAUGGAGAAUACGGACUGCAGGCGUACACGGAGGUGAAGAGCGUGAUCACCCGGAUUCCAGUGAAGAAUUCUUAAAUUUGCAUCACUCUUGGAACAAAUGAAACGCGAUAUGGUACUGAAAGCUACUCUUGAGUAGCGUUAAAAACGCACAAAAAACAAUUACUUGAACCAAUAGAUUUUCAUCAAAUGAAACAUCACACAGUGGUUAAACUGUACGCAGGUCGAAGUUUUUUAUACCUCUCUUUGGGCCUUAAAUGGGGUUUUAAAUAAAGUUAUCUACGUCAUACAUACAUUCUAGCCUUUUCGAGACAUAGUUUAAACGGUUCGAAAAUAAUAGAUUAGCAUCAGAUUUAAGUACAAAAACAGACAACAUUGCAUUU
Molecule: messenger RNA, 2007 nt
Organism: Anopheles coustani
Lineage: Eukaryota; Metazoa; Arthropoda; Insecta; Diptera; Culicidae
Gene: Aldh
Product: aldehyde dehydrogenase, mitochondrial
Exons: 5
Coding region: 146-1702 (518 amino acids)
Molecular function (GO): aldehyde dehydrogenase (NAD+) activity
Source: RefSeq, a predicted model, not a curated record